CAAACGUAAACAUUGCAAGGGUCUAUGAUGGGAUGGAUGGACUUGUGAUAGGAUAAAAUAAAUGUACUGUAAUUGUAAAAGUAAAGGUCACUGGAUUGGGAAGUAUUCUACAAUGUUUGAUGUUUUGGGGCUGUUCUUUAUUUGUUUGCAAAAUACUGUUGAACUUCCUGUCCUUUUCCUUACUUGGAGGUGAUGAUAAGCUCCCGGUAGUUAAACCUGUGCUGUGUUGUGUGCAAUUUUACCCAGCAAUCUAGUUAAAAUGUUUGAAGAUAAAUUCAGUGCUGUGAUAUUUGUUCUCUACAUAGUAUUGUCAGUUAAUCAAGGUUUAAUUGUGACAGCUGCUAAGAACAGUGACAAUGAAUAUUCAUUCAACUUUACAACUGUUGUUCUGAUAAUGGAAUUCAACAAGCUGUUUGUGUCUGUGGCUGCUUAUUUAAUGAAGAAUUCUGUGCAGUCACUACAAGGAGAAAUUUUCCAAAACAUUAAAUUGGCUUUGCUGUAUAUGUUACCAGCUGCUCUGUACUGUCUCUAUAACAACCUGCAGUUUGUGAACCUCACAAAUUUUGACCCCACCACCUACUACAUUCUCCUGCAAUCUCGGAUCGUUAUUACUGGAUUCAUCUAUCAGAUGUUUUUCUCUGUUCGCCUUAAUCUAAAACAGUGGAUGUCGCUUGUUAUUCUAACUUUUGGGUGCAUAAUUAAGCAAGUGGAUUUACUGAACCUCCAUCAGCUGUCAACAUACGACGUCCAAAUCCUCAGCUACGCUGCCAUCUUGAUCCUCACGCAGGUUACCUGUUCCUCAUUAGCCAGCGUUUACAUUGAACUACUCUUAAAAAGCCGAAGUAACAAAGUCGACAUCUGGGUUCAGAACAUUUUCAUGUACUCCGCGUCUAUUGUCUGUAACAUGUUUAUUCUCUGGUUUAACGGUAAUCUAUUUGAUGCAAUCUCAUCAGAGAAUAUUGACUCUUUAUGUAAGUUUCCGGUGCUAUUUAUAAUAGUCAACUGGGUGGGGUUGGGUUUGGUUACAAGUCUUUUCCUGAAAAAGCUUAAUUCCAUUUUAAAAACAUUCGCCAGUGCCGUGGACUUGCUACUGAUAGCUAUUCUAUCAAACUACUUUUUUGCAGUUCCGUUAACAGUUUUCACAAUCAUUUCUGUUGUAAUAGUGAUGUUAGCAAUUUGGAUAUAUUCCAAAGAUCCAAUCAGACCAAAGGUGGUUGUAGAAAGCAAUACAAUUAUAGCAAGUAUAAUACAAAUAUUGAGAUGAUCAGAAUGAUAAUGUUGUUGUAAUGUUGUUUAAGUUGCAGUUGUGGUUUGUUCAAGUUGAGUGCUAUGGCGAGACUGUUUUUAUACUUUGUUUAGCCGGCUGCCUACAAUGAUGAUUUCAAAUAAAAAUGAAACUUAUUUUUGGCCAAUAAGCGCACCCUCCGACACAUAUUUAUACACACUCUAUAUAUACUGUACAUAUGCACAAUUAACACUCUUCUCAGAAGUAGAAAAUGUCACUGAAAUGGAAUAAUCUGCUUCACUAAGAAGUAAAACAUAUUUGCGCACACAUAUUAUGUUGAUCAUAAUUAUUUAACAUUAACGUGGAAAUGAAAGUAGAAGCAAAACUUUUGUAGUUAAAGCUAGACCUGUGCUAGGGCUCUAGUUUAUAUUGUUAGUUAAUAUAAUUUACAAUGUGUAACUUAUACUGUACAGGUGCAGAUCUAAAUAAAAAAAAUAAAUAAAAAAAUAGGUAGGGAGGGGCCAUGGGACUAUCCUAUGUGUGUGUGUUUAUAAAAAAAAAAAAAACUGUAAUCGUAUUUUGGUACAACAUGUUUUUAUAAUAUCAAAUUUGAUUUUAUAUUUAGGUCAGUAUGUAACACUGGGCAUUUAAAAGUAGAUUUGUGAUGUCAGUGGUACCACCCUCAGGAUUAUAAUCUUUAUUUAAAGAACUGAUAAAAAAUUGAUGCAUCUUUACCCUAUCCUGGUCCCUGGGUCACAGUGUACAAUCGAGGGAGGUUGAACAAUGCAGGGUUAACAAAACUACAUCAUGCAGGCGAGCAGUACCUGCUCGUAUGCAUAGGGCUAUUGUCUACAUCGAGCCUGAAACAUCGCAAUCCAGGCCCAGUGAAAACAUCUAGGGCAGAGGUAGGCAUUCAAAUGGGUCGGAGGGCUAAACUGCACCUCCAAAAAGCUUCAUACACUGUUUUAUGGCCACUCUAUGCUCAGUUUUACUACUACUUUUUACAGAUGAUCAGUGCCGGGCCAAAAAAAAGGUGUUUUCUAGCCAAAGAUGGUUGGCGGGCCGCAUACAUAGGGUUUGUAAUUCAUUUUUGCGUGCCCCAAAAAAAAUCUGACGGGCCACACUUUGCCCACCUGUGAUCUACGGACUAGUUUACACAACCAGCAAAUAACUGAACAAGGCAUAACCAUCAAACUUAAUUUUGAUAUACAGUACUCUGUACUAUUUUUCUGUAAGGAAUGAUAUUAGGUAGAUGUUGAAUUUUGUAAUUUAUCCAGUUAUAUGUGCAAUUAAUAAAAUGUGAUUUGAUAUAUGAUAGCGGUUGAGAGAUAAAACAAUUAUUUUGAGAAUUUUUUUAUGUAACAUUUGAUUUUUUUCAAAUGUUUAAAAUUAUUACUGUUAAUAAUGUGUAUAAAUUUUGAUACUUUCCGUUUGUAAUGCAAUUAAGCGCAAUAUACUAAAAUCAUUAUUAGCAUUUUCUGAUAUAAUCAUUAAAUUAUUGUUGAAAAAACACAG
Anneissia japonica is the source of this 2740-nucleotide messenger RNA. RefSeq names its product UDP-galactose transporter senju-like. The record is from RefSeq and is a predicted model, not a curated record. The transcript is spliced from 6 exons. Gene Ontology annotation, cellular component: Golgi membrane. Bases 260 to 1264 code for a protein of 334 amino acids. Gene Ontology annotation, molecular function: UDP-galactose transmembrane transporter activity. NCBI's taxonomy places the organism in Eukaryota, Metazoa, Echinodermata, Crinoidea, Comatulida, Comatulidae. Gene Ontology annotation, biological process: pyrimidine nucleotide-sugar transmembrane transport.